CACAAUAUCACUAAUAAUGGUCUACUCUCCCUCAGGAGUCAUUCAACUCCAUCGUUGGACACGGUGGGCCGGCUACAGUCGAUUGUUCAAAGUCUACAACAGUCAGGUAACCUGGAUGAAGUAAACAGUCUCAAGCUGCAAUUGCUUGAGAAGGAUCUCAUAAUAGAGGAUUUGCGCAGCAGAAUAAAUAAAGCCGAGAUCAUAGCUCAUCGAUGCAUGAAACAGCGUUACCGACUGAUCGGCAUCUUUCAACUUCACAACUCAAGCAGCGAUCCAAUCCUAGUAAAGUCAUCAAAGUGAGAGCUGCUUUCGAUAACGCUAGCCGUCAAGAGACUGCCUUGGUGAGGAAGUUAGGUUCAUGUUUACGUUGCCGAGGGAGGAAAGAGCGUUGCAAACCCGAUAUCUUGAAUCCCAACGGUGAGUGUAUCAAUUGUGCACUUACUAGUCUCUCAGUUCAUCAAAUACCAUGCAUUCGUACACGAAUUCCGCAAGUCUCACUGUACCAUACGGUGACGACUGAGAACGACACUUGGACUAUCCGACCAGAGAUCUUCGGAACUGAGCCCACGGAGUUAUCCUCAGCAUUACACACUGGUGUCAAAAUACUAGAAUUAACCCAAGACUAUGGAAAACCCCUCGUAGUCCGUGUGACGGAGUUCAUACCUGUAGAUGGCGAUCAGACUUCGUACAUUUGGUCUAUAGAUGGGGCAGAGCUCGAGCUACCAAUGCCAUGUUAUGCUAUUACCAACAUACCGGAAACGAAGGCCGCAAUGGAAACUUACAUGGUACAAAACUUGGAAAGAUACAUCGACUCCUUCAUAGAUAGAAAUGACAGUGUGGUAUGGGCGACGUUCCAGAUUGCUAUUCACCGGGCGCGAUAUCGCAAUAGUAUACUGCUGCAAAAGAUGCUGAGGCUCUGGAUUGCAUCUAGGAUGGUUGAGAAAGCAUGGCACAUCUGCGGCCGCGAAACUUUAGGCCUUAGCCAUGCCGAUACUGCUGGCACUCCUUACGAAGGCAAAAUACCCAUCCCGCCGGUCAUGGACUCUCAGUUCGACCAGAUCAUGGUCCGUUUCAUUCUGAACCCUCUUCGCGCCCAAGUGCUCAAGAUCUUGGAUUCGCGUAUCACUCCUGGCAAGAGAUCAGAGUGGUUUGAAACUUACCUUGUUGUAUCCCUUCUGUUGAACAGCAUCACGCUCUCGACUGCUCACGAUCACAAGUUCGCUAAACUUCAUCGACAUGUGGCAGCUGGAAGGGGCAGCAGAUUUGAAGACUAUAACCUUAUCGAAUCUUAUUUUCAUGGUGCACAGGUGUUGAUCGCGCACUUUCGAGUAAUCAUUAAUGGACACCGCCCAUUACAAUCCGGCUCUCCUGAUCAGAUCAUGAUCAGCCACGAAGAUCUAGAUGAUAAGGAGGUUCGCUACAUCACGAUGAUACAUUCACAAUUAGAUACUGCCAUAUCAACGGCAAACUUUCUUCGCAAGCAUAAUAGGUACGAAAACAUUAUGUAUUGGACACCCAAUCUAUUCUCUACUUCCUGGGAUCCGUCACCAAUCUAUAUUAAAGAGCUCGAGGAAGGCGAAGCGGACUUGAUUGGUUCUUAUUAAGAAAACCUUUGCUCACAUCCGGCAUUCAACGCAAGCACACGGCAUCUUGUAGA
This is a messenger RNA of Pseudovirgaria hyperparasitica, 1657 nucleotides long. RefSeq lists its product as uncharacterized. Gene Ontology annotation, molecular function: zinc ion binding; DNA-binding transcription factor activity, RNA polymerase II-specific. Gene Ontology annotation, biological process: regulation of DNA-templated transcription. The transcript has 7 exons. The coding region runs from base 213 to 1604 and encodes 463 amino acids. Lineage: Eukaryota; Fungi; Ascomycota; Dothideomycetes; Acrospermales; Acrospermaceae. The record is from RefSeq and is a predicted model, not a curated record.